GGUAAGAAAUGAUAUCCACAGUAGCAGCUGAAACUACCAGCAAAACUCAGCUCCAUGCCAACACUCAGCUCCAUUUAGCAAAAUCCUUAGCUUACUAUCCAAAUUGGGAAGUUCAUUGAUGCUACCCAUGCUUACAUGUGCCACAUUACAGUCAUUUCUACCUCCUUCAAUCAAUCCUCACCAUUACAACAACAACCCACCUCAAAUUCUUCAUAGAAGCAGCAAAAUUGUUACUCCAAAUGUUAAGAAAUCCAAACCCAUUCAAGCAAAUACAAAACAAAGUUUGUUUCUGUAUAAUCUUUACUUACAAAUGUAUGCAAAUUCUGGUUUUAUGGAUGAAGCACAGAAACUGUUUGAUGAAAUGCGUGAGAGAACUUUGGUUUCAUGGACGAUUCUUAUGUCAGGUUAUGCUCGCCAUGGACCUAAGACUGAAACGUUAGUAAUUUUUCAGAAAAUGGUUCUGAAUAAUGGGUUUAAGGCUAUUCAGCCGGAUUCUUUUGUAUAUGGGAUUGUUUUGCGGGCUUGUUCGAGUUUAGAGUAUCUUGAUUAUGGUCGUGAAAUUCAUUGCAGGGUAUUGAAAACUGAUGGUCUUAUGGAUUCGUUUGUUGAGAAUGCGCUUGUUAUGAUGUAUUCGAGUUGUGGAUCUGUAAAGGAUUCAGCGCGUGUUUUUGAUGCGAUUUUACAGCCGAAUGUGGUGUCGUGGAGCUCAAUGUUUAAUGGGUAUGUGCAAAAUGGGCUGGAUGAAGAAGGGUUGAGAUUCUUCUGUAUGAUGAUUAAAGCUGGAAUUGAGCCGGACGUGUUUGCCUUUUCGAUGGUUUUUGGUGCUUGUACUACGUUGGGUUGCUUCGAUUUUGGAAUUCAGGUUCAUUGUUGUGUAAUUAAGAUGGGAUUUUGUUCUUCUGUAUAUUUGCAGAACAGUUUGAUGGAUUUUUACGCGAAAUGUGGGGAUUCAAGCUCACUAGAGAAGGUCUUUCAUGAAAUGCCUGAGAGGAACUUGGUUUCUUGGAAUACUAUUAUUAAGGGAUUGGUCAGUAAUCACCAAAAUUGGGAUGCUUUGAGACUCUUCCGUAUUAUGAUGAAUGAAGCUCUCUAUUGUGACGAUUACACAUUACCGAGUGUUUUUCUAGCCAUAACUGGUGUAGGAUCUUUGAGUCAGGGAAGAGAAGUUCAUGCAUAUGUAAUUAAAGCUGGGUUCAAGUCGAAUGUAUAUGUAGUCAGUUGUCUCCUGGAUAUGUACACUGUGUGCAUCGAUCAUGAGAGCCCGAAUCCUUCGAGAGAAGUUCCCAUGAAAAUUUUCAGUCAGCUGAACGGUAAACAAUGUGAUGAAUUUAUCUAUGCAAGCAUUUUGAAAUGUUGUUCUCUGCAAUUUGAUCUGGAAACAGGAAAAUCUAUUCAUUCGCAGAUCAUAAAACAAGAUAUGCAAUCUGACCCGUUGGUGGCUAGCUCACUGAUUGGCAUGUAUUCCAAGUGUAGCAUACCGAAUGCAGCUCUAACAAUAUUUACGAGGAUUCAAUUAUGUCACGGGGAGAUUAGUUCCAGGGCUGCUGGUCAUAUUCUUAACUCAUGUGCAAAUCUCGUUCUUUUAAAUGUCGGAAGACAAAUACAAGGUUACAUCACCAAAAGAGGGCUUCUGUCCGAUCCUUGCGCCUGCAAUUCUCUUAUUAGAAUGUACUCUAAAGGUGGACAAAUUGCUGAUGCAGCUCAAGCUUUUAAUUCUAUGAUUGAGAAGAAUUCUGAUUCUUGGACUUCAUUGAUCUCCGCAAAUGUGAAUUAUGGUCAUUCAUCCGAAGCUAUCCAACUGUUUACUCUUAUGUGUAAAAUACAUAAGUCACCGAACUCGGUCACUUUCAGAUCUGCAUUGAAAGCAUAUGCCCAGAUGGGUCUGUGUUAGGUCGUGCGGGAAUGUUUGAAGAGGCUAAAGAAUUCAUUAACCAUGUCUAUAAACUUGAACCAGUACCAAAUGCUUGGAAAAUUCUUCUUUCAGGUUGUCGCAUACGCGGUGACAUGAGCAUUGCAAAGUAUAUAGCUGAGAAACUUGUAGAACUUGAACCAACUGAUGUAACUGCAAAUCUACUGCUACAGCAAGUUCUUCUGACUCAGGGAAAUUGGGAUAACGCAACAAAGAUGAAAACCAACUGCAAUUCACCGAGAUCAAGUUCUAGCUGGAUUGAAGUAAGAAACAAGGUAUACGAAUUCGUGUCAGACCAAGUUCCAGAAGAGGCAAUCUCCACAAAAUUGUCAGAGAUGGAAAGAACAAUGAAGGAAUUUGGUUAUGUAGCUGAUAGAAACCAUUUACUACACAAUGCAGAAGAAGAAGAAUAUGCAGGACCAGGUCUUCAUCACACAGAAAUGAAGGCAUUAGCUUUUGGACUCCUCUCUUUGGCUCCAGGUGUACCAAUACGUAUAAUGAAGAACGUUCGCAUGUGUGGAGAUUGUCAUUCUGCUUGCAAGUUCAUGUCAACAUUCUUGGGCAGAGACUUGGUUGUGAAGGACUCUUGUAAGUAUCAUAACUUCAGUAAUGGGAAAUGUAGCUGUAAAAAUGCAUGGUAGAUAGAUGGGAUUAGAGUACUGUAUAGCUUUUGUACAAAGAAAUUUCACUUCCAAGGCCUUUCCAGAAUAGGUUUGCUGUUCAAAGCCAAUAAAAUGGCACAUUGUACAAGUUCUUAAAUCAUAACUGCUGGAUGGUUUAGAUGUUCCCUGAUAAUUUUGACCAAGUAAUCUGUUGAUCAUUUCAAGUC
Messenger RNA from Papaver somniferum (opium poppy), 2738 nucleotides. RefSeq names its product pentatricopeptide repeat-containing protein At2g13600-like. Bases 119 to 1891 code for a protein of 590 amino acids. The record is from RefSeq and is a predicted model, not a curated record. Gene Ontology annotation, biological process: RNA modification. NCBI's taxonomy places the organism in Eukaryota, Viridiplantae, Streptophyta, Magnoliopsida, Ranunculales, Papaveraceae. Gene Ontology annotation, molecular function: protein binding; RNA binding. The transcript has 2 exons.